This is a messenger RNA of Drosophila erecta, 1903 nucleotides long. RefSeq names its product EGF domain-specific O-linked N-acetylglucosamine transferase (gene Eogt). The coding region runs from base 250 to 1827 and encodes 525 amino acids. Gene Ontology annotation, molecular function: protein N-acetylglucosaminyltransferase activity. Gene Ontology annotation, cellular component: endoplasmic reticulum lumen. The record is from RefSeq and is a predicted model, not a curated record. Lineage: Eukaryota; Metazoa; Arthropoda; Insecta; Diptera; Drosophilidae. The transcript has 3 exons.
UUGGUUUUCUAAGCUGGCAAACGGUCACACUGGCGGACAGGUUUUUCUUUGGCGAACAAUUAACAUGGACAAUAACAUUAUCCCGCUCAUAAUCGUUUUCUAGCCGCUUAAGGCCAGGUGAGAUCAUCAUCAUCGCUGGCCGUGAAAUGCGCCUGAAGAUGCUGCCGUGGAAAGCGUGAGAAGUAGCAGGGAAAUCGCUGGAAAGUCAUUUGCAACGAAGUACUUAAAGUAGAUGAAACUGAACUGAAUAUGCCGAUCCUGCCAAUGCUCAUUGGGGUACUGCACUUGUCCCUGGUGCAGGCCCAUCAGGUGGAUGACGCCAAGCACCUGGAUGGGUUCACCCUGCCCAGCCUACCCUCGGAACACCUCAUCCGGUACCUGAACACCUUUCCCAAGCUGAAACAACAGCUGCCCACGAAUCUCACUGGUAAGGGCACCAUUUCAUCAGCCUGCUGGGGACACGAGCGGGACUGCACGCCAGCUGGCCGCUUUCAGACGCCCCAGUGCCCUGGGGAGCACACCGGCUGGGCUAGGAGCAAGGAGGCACAGGUGAGGACCUUCUACAACCAGGCCGACUUCGGGUACAUCCAGGAGCAGCUCUCCCAGCUGACGCCGCAAUGUGUGCCAACCUAUUUGGGCGAUUCCUCGCUAGAGUGCACGCACUAUCUGCGCUUUUGUCGGGGGCGGAAUCUCCUCUUCGACUUCCGGGACUUAGUGCACCGGGAAGAGCGCAUUCGCUACCAUAUGGAUGUGCUGGGACCAGGACAGCUCCUGGGGCACUGCAAGCUGAAUCGAACUCGGCUCGCGGGCGAAAUGGAGCACAUUGGAUCCGCUCUGCAGUCUUGGGGUCCGGAGCUGCGCAAUUUUGAUGUCUUACCUCAUCCCGUACUGGAUAGCGGGCUCUGCGAUGUGGUGGUGAAUACGCCCACUUUCAUCAUGAAAAUCGAUGCCACGUACAACAUGUAUCAUCAUUUCUGCGACUUCUUCAACCUGUAUGCCUCGCUCUUUGUCAACCAGUCGCAUCCGGCCGCCUUUAACACCGAUGUGCAGAUUCUUCUUUGGGAGACCUACCCGUACGAUUCGCCCUUCAGGGACACUUUCAAGGCCUUCUCGCAAAGACCGGUGUGGACACUCAGCGAUGUGGAGGGCAAGCGGGUAUGCUUUAAGAACGUUGUGCUGCCGCUGCUUCCCAGGAUGAUCUUUGGCUUGUUCUACAAUACACCCAUAAUCCAGGGCUGCUCGAAUAGUGGUCUGUUCCGCGCCUUCUCCGAGUUCAUCCUGCACCGUCUGCAAAUUCCUUACAAGCCGCCACAGGAAAGGAUCAGAAUAACAUAUCUAUCGCGCCGCACAAAGUACAGGCAAGUGCUGAAUGAAGACGAGCUGCUGGCCCCCCUGGAGGCCAACGAUAAGUACGCUGUGCAGCGUGUGUCCUACGAGAGGCUCUCCUUCACCAACCAGUUGGCCAUCACACGGAACACGGACAUACUCAUCGGCAUGCAUGGCGCUGGCUUGACGCACUUGCUCUUCCUGCCCAACUGGGCCUGCAUUUUCGAGCUGUACAACUGCGAGGAUCCGAAUUGCUACAAGGACUUGGCUCGCCUUCGGGGCGUUCGCUACCGGACUUGGGAGCAGCGGGAGUUGGUGUAUCCGCAGGACGAGGGUCAUCACCCCGAGGGCGGCGCACACGCCAAGUUCACCAACUAUAGCUUUGAUGUAAAGGAAUUUGUGAAUCUCGUCGAUGAAGCCGCCAAGGAAAUUCUAUCCCACAAGGAAUUCCCUCGCAAGACAUCAGAAAAUCCCUCCACAACGCAGCACAACGAGCUGUAGUUUGCCUCAAUUGUGAUUAAAUGCAUUUAUUUUGCUUUAUGCCAGACCCAAAAUAAAUCGGUAUUAUACAGAAGAA